AUGUUAGAUGUAAGUAGUGACUGGUCAGUCGAAGAUCCACUGCCAAAAAGAUUAUCGGGUCACUUAAAUAAGGUUGAACAGCGUACCAUUGGUGGGGCAUGUAGGCGUCGUUACUGGUUUGUUUUAUCUGAUGAUUCACCCUAUUUGUAUUGGUACAAAAAUAAGGGAGAUAUCAAUUGCACUGGACGAGUACCACUUUCGGGUGCUGCUUUCACAUUUGAUCCCCGUGAAACUGGCAGAUUUGAGAUACACGUGAAUGAUGAAGUACAUGUCUUUGAAACAGGCAGCAACAAGUCGCGUGUUCAGUGGUUGCAACAACUUCAAAGCAAUCGUCGACGACAUUAUGAAAAAGAAAGUGUUGACAAUAUACUAAAAGUUGACAUUGUGUCUCUCUCUUCUCAUUCUUUUUCUGAUAAUGAUCGUUGUGAAGACAUGGAGUCCCCCUCUAAUACUGAAGUGGCAAUUAUGGAGGAAGAGAAAGAUACAGUGGUAAUCGGUCUUCCAGAUGAAAAGCCACGGAAAGAGGAAAUAGAUAGUACUACUCAGUCAGUAUUUUAUCUUGAUUCGUAUGGUGAACUGAACGCAAAAAGUUUGGAAACACCGACUCAACUCCCCACUUGUACAGACGUUUUAAAAAAUGUAGAAGAAAUGAUUGGAAAAAUAGCAGACGAAACUCAGGCAAAAGCCAGAGUGUUCGAACAACCUGCUAAGAAAGUAAUUGGCAAAGCAAAAGCUACAUUACGUCUGUCUGCUUCGUUGCGAUCUCCUUGUGAAAACUGUAAAGUUUUACUGAGAAUUGUGAACGACCUCAAAGAACGAUGUUAUGAGCUUACUGAUGAAAUUGGAGCUAAUCGAGAUUUGGUCACAAUUUUGCGGCAGAGUUUGUUCAAAUCAGAUCGUCAAAUCGAACUUCUAAAACGAAUGGAGGAGUUGAAGACACCUCAGGACAGGAUUAAUUUAAUCUUGGAAAAAGAAAGUGAAUUAACCGCUUCACAGCUGAAUGCAGCUUCUUAUAGUCGAGAGAUUCGAUUUUUACAAGAGCAGAAUCAGAAAUAUGAACAGAAAAUUGAGGAAUUGAAUGCUGAAAUAGAUGCAUUUCGUGAGUCCGUUCGUUCUAAAGAAGAGCUUAUUCUAAGAAUGUAUGACGAGCAGGAAGGAAACAUUUUUGGUCAUUCAGAAAUUGACAAUGUUGAAGUGCCGGAAGGUAUAUUAGUUGACGUUGGCAAUAGUUCAGCUGAUAAAAAUGCACAAAGAGUGUUUGAUGAGGCAGCUGUUAAUGAUAUCAUCGAGAUGCGAGAUCUUGUCUUGGGGUAUCGAAGUCAGAAUAUGUUCUUGAAUCAGGAGGUUCUAGAGCUUCAAAAAAUUGUUCAGAGCCUAGAAGAUAGGGAGCGUCGAAUAACGCGGCAGAACUUUGACAUUGAAGCAUGCUAUUACCAACUUAAAAGCAGAUAUAUUAUGGUGCUCAACCAUUUCAAAGCAGCAAAAACUAACAGUAGAGUUUUGGAGCCAGGGGUGAUCGAAGCUCUUAUUGAUGAAGCCAAUUGGACUACAAACAGGAGAACAUUAGAUAAUGAUAAAGUAGAUAGUAAGGAACACAAAACUCAGUUUUUUGCAGCAAGACUGACUGACUCUCUUGGAUUUUAUUUGAAUGACGAACGAAAGCAUCAUUUAGAAACUAGUGAUAUGUUUGAAGUUGCUGCGCAAUUGAAGAAUAAAAGUGAUAAAAUCGUUGGUCAGCAAGAAAUGGAACAAAACCCGCAAUACAUUGAUUGGCUACAAAGAUGGGACAGUUUUUUGGUGAAUUCUGCAAUACGUCCAUUGAAACCUACUUCUGAAUUGAAAAACUUAGUGAGAACGGGUAUUCCUAAAACGUACCGUCCACGAGUUUGGAAAAGUUUUAUUGGGUACGUUGUUGAUGACCAGAAAGCAGAUCUUGGUAAUGGUUAUUACGAAACUCUUCUUCGGAAGGUAAAUGCUGCUGACAGUGACACUAUAGAAAAUGAUAGUGCUCUUAGACAGAUUGAUUUGGAUUUAACUCGGACAUUACCCACCAAUAAAUUUUUUGAUGAGCCAAGUUCACAAAAAAUAGUUGUUCUACGGCGUGUACUUUAUGCAUAUCGUUUUCAUAACAAAUCCGUUGGAUAUUGUCAAGGAUUAAAUCGCCUUGCCGCAGUCGCUUUACUAUUUCUUGAGGAAUCUGAUGCAUUUUGGUUCUUAGUUGCAUGUAUUGAGCAUCUUCAACCUACUGCAUACUAUACUUCCUCACUGAAUUGUGCUGUUGCUGAUCAGAAAGUGCUUCGUGACCUAGUGAAUGAAAAACUUCCAAAAUUAUCGUAUCAUUUGAGACGGUUUGAGGUGGAUCUCUCAGCAUUUACGCUUAGCUGGUUCCUCACUUGUUUUGUGGACAUGUUUCCGCAUACUAUUUAUUUGAACUUAUUCGAUGUCUUUCUUUAUGAAGGAAAUAAGGUUCUUUUCCGCUUUGCUCUGGCUGUUUUAAAACUUGCUGAAAAUUCAGUGUUGGAAUGCAAAUCUGUUGGAGCGGUGCACGCAUCGCUUAGUAAAGUAGCACAGCAUGUACCAGAUUUUAAGACGCUAGCACGGGUUGCAUUCAAUGAUUUAAAUCCAUUCCCACAAAAAGGAAUCGAAACAAAGCGUCAGUUUUAUCUCAGCCAAUUAACAGUAAGCUAG
Thelazia callipaeda (thelaziosis nematode) is the source of this 2688-nucleotide messenger RNA. The record is from the annotation of a GenBank genome assembly. Lineage: Eukaryota; Metazoa; Nematoda; Chromadorea; Rhabditida; Thelaziidae.